Messenger RNA from Pocillopora verrucosa, 2012 nucleotides. The record is from RefSeq and is a predicted model, not a curated record. NCBI's taxonomy places the organism in Eukaryota, Metazoa, Cnidaria, Anthozoa, Scleractinia, Pocilloporidae.
AUGGCAGACGAUCUUAACCUUAGAAUAUUGGUGGAUAAGCGAAAUUUUCACGUUCGUGAAAUUUCGGAUGUGUGUGAAAACAUCAUUCCUCAGCUACAAAUGGAUUAUGCCGUCCUUGUUGUCCAUGCACAUGAAUCUCGUCUCUCUAUCAACGAAGAAAACGCUGGUAUUGGCUACGCGAAGAUCUACAGAGCUUUGCUGCGAGCGACUGGAAACAAAGUAUUGAUCAUCAUUGGUGGCGAUAAUGAAUACAGGGAUCAAAGCGAAGAAGAACAGGUUGUUAUCUCACGCUGGGCACGAAGGAAAGUGGCGUCACAGUUUGAUGAAGAGUAUCUCGAUGGAAGAAAAAGCUUCAUUUUUUCUUGGAAUAAAGCGCAUAGAGAAAUCCACGAGGAGGCACUAAAGCACUACCUCGACCCUAGUAUGAAAGAACAGAAGUUCCAGUAUGUGCCAAAACCAAAACCAAAACUAGAACCAAAAGCAAAAACAAAAGCAAAACCAACACCAACACCAGACGAGGAAUUUGAAGAUGACAAGGGAAUUCGACGAAGAGGAGGAAGUGGGCCCUCAAAGGGAGAACCUGUCGAUCCCACACCAUGCUAUCUUGAAGGUACCGUUCUGCUAGAGACUGUCAUACGCUUUGGAAGAAUAUCGUAUGAAGAGGAGGACGUCAAUGUAUGGGAUCAGAGAUGGGAGCCUUCUGGAAUGACUGUUCGUGAGCUGUCGAACGAUUGGAUGUUUAAACCUCUUGCAAAUAUCAGAUUUGUUGCUACAGCUAACGGGGGGGUCACUCAUAUUGUGCGACCACAGAGUAUUGCGAUCUGGUUGAGUGCUGUAUUACGGGCGUGCAUUCUGGGUAUUUUGAGGUGGUUGUUUUCCGGGUUACAUUUGCCUUGCAAGCAGAUUUGUAUCCAACUUUACCAGUCUUUGUUUGUGUUGUUUCCCUUUUUGAAUAUUUGUGAGUUUUUUAAGUGGCUUAUUGAAGAGGUGAAAGCGAUAGUCGAGCAAUUAAAAAACACAAUUGCCCAAUACAUAACCUGGCUAAUGGAAGAGGUGAAAGCGAUAAGCGAGCGAUUAAAAAACGCAAUUACGCAAUCAUAACCUGGCUUAUGGGAGCGGUCAAAGCAGAGAAAGAGUCGAGCAAUUUAAAACAUAAUACCCAAUCAAUAAUCUGACUUUUGGAAAGUAUAAGAAAAUUAUGGACACAUUUCAUGUGCAUUAAUUCUUGUGUGAUCUUGUGAGAUCUAUAUCUUAAUAAAUGAUCAUACAUGGGUAGGGUUUGUAUACAGUUAUAGAAUUUUGCAUGAAAAAAAAAACAUGAUUCUUCUCUCAGGUUCAAUGAUCACUUUAUUUUACUCCAAUAGUUUUCAGACAACCCUGAUUUACCCAAAAAGUGAUUAUCUUGGAGACAUGAGCUCGAGCCUCAGUCUGUUUAUUGUGUUGUGUUCCUAAGUAAGACACUACUCUCCCAGUGCAUCAAAGCGCACAGUGGAGAAAUUGAUUUUCUGUGAAACUGUCAGGGACCGAAACUGUUCGUAACGCUGGAAGGUAAUCUGUAAUGCCCUGACCUUCUGCUCAUGGGGAUGCAAUAGUACUCCUUGCUAUUUCCAAGGCAAGGAAACCAACCGAAAUAAGCUCUGCCAGGAUAGGCUACUCGCCAUCCAAGUUGGCGAUACCUCUAACUUUUCGGUUUAUAAGAUAAGGUUAAUCUUGUAAGAAACCUUUCGCAGUGUUUCUACGCACCUUUUAUAUGUGAUUGCCGGAGUAGUCGAUGCAAUUUUGUUGAAUUAUCAACUUUUUUCCUGCCUGAAUAUGAAACAUGUAUGCUUAAUUCUCAAAAAUAGGUUUUGCGUUCGUUUAGUUAGAGUGGACAAGUCACAUAGUGGUAAUGAACAUUCAUGAUCAAUGCCAGCCGCCAUUAAUGUUGACUAUCUAGGUCGUGUCAGUGUAAGUAUUGCCUUUGUGAUGUUUUUCUGUGAUAAUAAAGUGUCAUUUGGAAUGAUAUAACUCGA